AUGGUAACGAAUAUUGUUCAAACAGAUUUAAUUUCAGAUGUUAUUGUAGAAGUAUUAGAACAUCUAAGUAGUAUUCGAGAUAUACUUUCAGCACUUUUAGUUAACCGAGAAUGGUCCCGUGCGGCAAUUCCAAUUUACUGGAAAGCACCAUUUAAUUAUCCGCAAGAAUUUAGUAAGACAGCACUAAAAACAUAUGAAUUAUUUCUUAAGAAUGAAAGUACAAAAGAUACAAAUCAAAAAAAGUUAACAGCACUUUAUGAUUAUCCAUCAUUUCUUAAAGUACUUAAUUAUACAAAUUUAUUGGCUUCUGAAACAAGUAAAUAUGAUAGAUGUAGAAAAAUUAAUGAAAUACUUCAAAUGCUAAAAGAUCAUGGGGUUCGUUUGGACUCAUUAAUUAUUGAAAAUAUUGGUGCAAAUAAUGAAGGAGUUUAUGGAUUAUGGGCAGCAUCAGCUUAUACACCUUAUGGAUUAUGGGCAACAUCAGUUUAUACACCUAUACUAAGUUUCCUUAAUAGU
Scutellospora calospora is the source of this 516-nucleotide messenger RNA. Lineage: Eukaryota; Fungi; Glomeromycota; Glomeromycetes; Diversisporales; Gigasporaceae. The record is from the annotation of a GenBank genome assembly.